Molecule: messenger RNA, 1617 nt
Organism: Nannospalax galili (Upper Galilee mountains blind mole rat)
Lineage: Eukaryota; Metazoa; Chordata; Mammalia; Rodentia; Spalacidae
Gene: Psmc3
Product: proteasome 26S subunit, ATPase 3
Exons: 12
Coding region: 229-1548 (439 amino acids)
Biological process (GO): proteasome-mediated ubiquitin-dependent protein catabolic process
Cellular component (GO): proteasome regulatory particle, base subcomplex
Molecular function (GO): ATP hydrolysis activity; proteasome-activating activity; ATP binding
Source: RefSeq, a predicted model, not a curated record
CCCGGCCCUAACCGGAGCCACCGCGAUCCCCGGGGGCGGGCUCUGUGACCCUGUUUGGUUCCUGGAGUCGGAGCAACAGAUUCGUUGCGUGCCGCGUCCAGAGCUAAUUCCGUCCGGAGUCAGGAUUUGUGGGAGAGGUUCUCCACAGAUCGAGAAAGGCGAUAGGAAAGGCCGCGUUAGUCUGCCGCCGGGGUUCCUGCGCAGUCCCAGUGCGGCCUUCUGCAGGAAAUGAAUCUGCUGCCGACGCCCGAGAGUCCAGUGACUCGGCAGGAGAAGAUGGCGACCGUGUGGGAUGAAGCUGAGCAAGAUGGCAUUGGGGAGGAGGUGCUCAAGAUGUCCACAGAAGAGAUCAUCCAGCGUACACGGCUGCUGGACAGCGAGAUCAAGAUCAUGAAAAGUGAAGUGUUGCGGGUCACUCAUGAACUCCAAGCCAUGAAAGACAAAAUCAAAGAGAACAGUGAGAAAAUCAAAGUGAACAAAACCCUGCCUUACCUUGUUUCCAACGUCAUCGAGCUGCUGGACGUUGAUCCCAAUGACCAGGAAGAGGACGGUGCCAAUAUCGACCUGGACUCCCAGAGGAAGGGCAAGUGUGCAGUGAUCAAAACUUCCACACGACAGACAUACUUCCUGCCUGUGAUUGGCUUGGUGGAUGCAGAAAAGCUGAAGCCAGGAGACCUGGUGGGUGUGAACAAAGACUCCUAUCUGAUCCUGGAGACCCUGCCUACAGAGUACGACUCACGGGUGAAGGCCAUGGAGGUGGAUGAGCGGCCCACAGAGCAAUACAGUGACAUCGGAGGCCUGGACAAGCAGAUCCAGGAGCUGGUGGAGGCCAUUGUCCUGCCUAUGAACCACAAAGAGAAGUUUGAAAACUUGGGUAUCCAACCCCCGAAAGGGGUGCUGAUGUAUGGACCACCUGGUACAGGAAAGACACUGCUGGCCCGAGCCUGUGCUGCUCAGACUAAGGCCACCUUCUUGAAGUUGGCCGGCCCCCAGCUGGUACAGAUGUUCAUUGGAGAUGGUGCCAAGCUGGUCCGUGAUGCCUUUGCCCUGGCCAAGGAGAAGGCGCCAUCAAUCAUCUUCAUUGAUGAGUUGGACGCCAUUGGCACCAAGCGCUUUGACAGUGAGAAGGCCGGGGACCGGGAGGUGCAGAGGACCAUGUUGGAGCUUCUGAACCAGCUGGAUGGCUUCCAGCCCAACACCCAAGUAAAGGUGAUUGCAGCCACUAACAGGGUGGACAUCCUGGAUCCUGCCCUGCUCCGCUCAGGCCGCCUGGACCGUAAGAUUGAGUUCCCAAUGCCCAAUGAAGAGGCCCGGGCCAGAAUCAUGCAGAUCCACUCCCGGAAGAUGAAUGUCAGUCCUGAUGUGAACUAUGAGGAGCUGGCCCGUUGCACUGAUGACUUCAAUGGGGCCCAGUGCAAGGCUGUGUGUGUGGAGGCGGGUAUGAUCGCACUGCGCAGGGGUGCCACGGAGCUCACCCAUGAGGACUAUAUGGAGGGCAUCCUGGAGGUGCAGGCCAAGAAGAAAGCCAACCUGCAGUACUACGCCUAGGGCCACCUCUGGGUCUAUUCCCUGCCCUGCUGGUUCAAGUUAGUAAUAAAAGGUGGUUUGUGUUUCCUG